AAGGAGGAAGAGGGGGGAAAAUUAGAGAUAGGUCAAAAAAAUAAAAUAAAAAAAUAACUUGCUGGACAUAGGACAUCUGUAUGAGAGGGAGGCUGCAUUGUUUUUUAUUGGGCUUCAGUAGAUUUGUGGAACACACAUUGGGGCAGCUGAUUUGCUUUUUCCUAGCUGGCUGUUAGUGGGGUUUGGCACUGCCUAGGUGGCACACAGUUGGCUGCAGGCUGUGCCUGUGCCCAGCAGCAGCCACCCAGAACUACAAGAACCCUCUGACUCCCAGGAUGUGAUACACUUCUAUUCAUUGCAAUUACUCACCCUCCAGGUUUGCUUCAUCCCCCUCCCCAGCUCAGGGUGACAGCUGAUCUGUCUGGAUCUGGUUAGUUUUCAUGGAGUGGUUUGGAUUUGCUGCUGGGACAACAUCCCAAUGUCCUGUGCUGCUCGUUUAAGCACAUGCUACCUCUGCCCUUCAUUUAUUUAAUAUUUCUACAGGUUUUUUUUUUAAUUCUUCUUAUUUUGUUGGGAGGUGGAUUCCUCUGCGGACCAACUCAUGAAGAACAAGGGAGGAAAACCGAAAUUCAAGAGAAAAGGGUCAGGGGGCGCUUUUGGAUGUGAUCUCACGGAAUAUCUGGAUAGCUCCGGACAGGAUGUUCCCCUUGUGCUGAAGAGUUGUGCAGAAUUUAUUGAAACUCACGGGGUGGUGGAUGGCAUCUACCGUUUGUCUGGAGUGACAUCCAACAUACAGAAGCUCAGGCAGGAGUUUGGCUCAGAUCAAUGUCCAGAUUUGACAAGAGAUAUUUACCUCCAGGACAUUCACUGUGUGGGGUCACUCUGCAAACUGUACUUCAGGGAACUUCCAAAUCCGCUACUCACCUACCAGCUCUACAAGAAAUUCACAGAUGCCGUAUCAUGCUCGUUAGAGGGAGAAAAAUUAUCCCGAAUUCACAAUAUCAUUCAGGAGCUGCCACCCUCGCACUACAGGACUCUGGAAUACCUGAGCAAACAUCUAACGCACAUAGCAUCAUACAGCUCUAUGACAAAUAUGCACAUCAGGAAUCUGGCGCUUGUCUGGGCACCAAAUCUUCUCAGGUCAAAAGAGAUUGAAGAUGCUGGAUGUAACGGAGAUGCGGCGUUCCUAGAAGUGCGGGUUCAACAAGUUGUUAUUGAGUUUAUCCUAAACCAUGUGGACCAGAUCUUUAACAAGAAAUCAAACUCCCCACAGCUACUUCCUAAGCACAGAGAAGAGUGCAGGGUUAUAACGAAGAGUAUGACCUUACCGUCCGGCUCCUUGCCUAUGAAGCUGGUGAGCCUGGAGGAAGCACAAGCCAGGAGUUUAGCAGCUACUCAUCCAGCCCGAAAAGAGAGGAGAGAGAAUAGCUUGCCGGAGAUUGUCCCGGUCACCGGAACCUUAUUCCACACGGUCAUAGAUCUGCCUGAGCAUAAGAGGAAGCUCUCCACAAAGUCUAAGAAAUGGAAGUCCAUAUUUAACCUGGGCCGUUCUGGAACAGAGUCCAAGUCGAAACUGAGUCGGAAUGGUAGCGUGUUUGUGAGAGGACAGAAGGAGCUUAGUGAGAAGGCUACUAUACGCCCAGCUAAAAGCAUGGAUUCCCUUUGCUCUAUGCCAGCAGAAGGUGAGGAUGAAAAAGUGAGCCGUUUUAAGAGAUCAGUAGGCACUGGGGGUUUCUUCAUACCAGUGUUGAAAUCACGUACCACCGGAACUGGCAGCACUUUUGACCUUCGGAAGCAUGAUAAUGAAUGGGAGACAGAGGAAUUUUUUGGCGCUACAGGUGGGUCAGGAUCCAACCAUGAAACGGAUAGUCCCAAGAGUUUACAGCUGAAGGCACCACCAGAACAGAUGAAGGUGUUCCGUGUUGGUGAUGAUCUGGAAAACGAGCAGACUUCUCCAAAGAUACGCAAGCUGUUUUAUACAUCCAGCGAUGGAUCAAACAAGUCUAACUUUCCGGGCAGCCUAUUUCCUUUGGAAGCUUCUCCCAGACACCAGAGAAAAGCCUUAAACAUUUCGGAGCCAUUUGCAGUGUCUGUGCCUCUGCGGGUAUCAGCUGUUAUUAGCACCAACAGUACCCCCUGCAGGUCAUCCAAAGAACGCCAUAUUCUCUCAAGUCUGGAGGAACUGGCCUUGCUUGAACCAGAUUUAGCUGCCAAAUCCAUAGUUACAGAUACCAAUAGUAAUGGUAGAAUCAAGGAAGGCGCUAAUUCUACUGACUCUAAAGAAAAAAGCAAAAUGAAGGAACCAGAAAGAUCAUUCUACAAAGGAAUAGACUCAGAGGAUGUCAAUGAUUCCUCUGGCGAUGACACACUUUUGACGCUUCAGGAGGUGUUGUUGGAGACGCUGCAUUUUCCACCAGGACAUCAGGAGUCACAUUUUGGUAUCAAAACAGAGAGAGUAACUUCAGCGGAAUGUGUGCACGAGCCCAUUAAAGUUUUAGGGAAAACAGAAGAUCUGGAACUGGAUAAGCCUGACACGGAGUCUGUAAAGACACAACAAGAGGAGACUCUGAAAAUCCAACCCUCUGAUGACCCAUUCCAUGAAGACCAGGAGGAUGAUACUUCACUUAUGGAUCCAUUGUGGCCAGAUAUUCAGCAAGAACUGAAGAUAAUUGAAUCAGAAGAAGAGCUACCUAUUCUCUCAGACUCAGAAAGUCCCCCAGAAUAUAACCAAGUUUUAUCUCUAUCUGAUGGAACUCUAGAACUAGCUGAGACUACUAAUCCAAGCAGUUCUUCUUAUGACUUAAAAGAAAGUGUUAUUUGUUUGGAACAAAAUAAUGAAAACAUACCUAAUUGUUUAGCACUAGAUAAUGUCCAAAUUGUAGAGGAAAAAGAUGACAAUAAAAACCAUACAAGUAAUUCCAUAACCCCACAACAAUCAAAACUGGAUAUUUCUACAACUGAAUCUUCUACAGAUCCUAAAGAUAAUGGAAGUGAAUGUUCUCUACCUCAAACAACCCAGAUUUUUACAGGACAAGAAAAAAUAAUUUCUGAUGAAGGAGUAAAGCAGAAACAGUCUAAUAUGUGUAAACAGGAAAGCAGCUUUGGUAUUUUAAAACCUGUUCCAACAAAAAAGGAUAGAGGUUUUAACAAAGUUGAGACACAAAAAUUGGAUGAGAGUGCUAUGGAAGUGAUUACGGAAGUUUUACCUUUGAGAAGUGAAGAAGAAAAAGUUCUGAAAACAGCAGAGAGAAAGUCUAAUGAAUCAUUAGAGAAUUAUGAUGAAAUAGGUGCAGAUAGUAUGCAAACAUUUGAGCUGGAUGAGUCUUGGGAAGAUCAUCAGUGGGUGACAAGUCCACUGCACUCACCAAAAUUAAAGAAUGUACCAGAAAGGGAAACUCUAAUACUGCCAAAAAGGAGGGGAACCACAGGGCAGAUUUAUAAACGACCAGAAUUUACCCGGAGUCUUUCUCUGGACAGUAAAGAUACCCGAACAACCCAAUGGACUCUCAGACUUGUUGGUAGGAACAAACCUGAUAGCCUUCACAUAAGACCAGAAACUGAUAACCUAUUCAAGGAGAGCUAUUGCAUGGCCAAAGAAGAGUUAUUGCAUUGCCAAAAAAUGGUGACUCUUCAGGAAUUAUCAAAAAAUGAAAAUAAAAAUGAAACUAUUUGCAGGGAUCUUGAUGUUAAAAAUAGGCAGUCAAAUAAGCCUAUGUUAGAAAUUUCUAAUUUGAAGAACAGUGGGACUGUCAAUUCUAAUAUGCAGUUUCCAACAUUACCCUCAAAUUCACUGGGCUGUUUGUCUAAUGUGCUGAAUGAAAAUAUGAGGUCUUCCGGCUGUAAUCAAGAAAAGUCCAUUAACACCACCAACUGCAGCAAUGAAAAUUCAGAGGAAAAACCCAAAACACGGCCUUCAUCCCUAACUUUGGAUACUGUUGUUCCAACAGGUGAUUUAUUUUCAUUUGAGAAUAUCUCUCCUAUUUCUGCACAAGGUCACAAGAAUGUAGUCUCCCCCUCUUGUGCACAAGGUCGCAAGAAUGUUGUCUCUCCCUCUACUGUACAAGUUCACCAAAUUCUACAAUCACAAAGUACAGUAUCACCACUUAACUCCACGGAUAUUAUCCAUUGGAAGGAUAACUCAUGGAAAUCACAGUCACACUUACAUAAUAAGGACACAGACUGGGACCAUAUGUCACUUACCCAUACUCCAACUGCCCGCCGCAAUUCAGCUCCUGUGAGCGUAUCAGCAGUUAGAGCUUCUUUUAUGAUUAAAAUGUGUCAGGCCAAGGCUGUACCUGUUAUACCUCCAAAAGUGCAGUACACUCAAAUCCCACAGCCCUUACAGAUAGUACAUACAGAUGCUGAAGUUGUUGAGAAAAAAGAGAUAUGUCAAAGUGAUUGUAACACAGCACCAAAACAGACUUUACCUCCUAGUAAAGGACAGAAUGACAUUCCAAAGAGCCCCAGUCCAGAGAAGAAGGCUGUUGAAGAGAAGGAAAAUAAUGAUCCAGUUUCUUCAGACUCUUCCCAUCAUUCCAGUUUAAAUUCUUCUAUUGAGAAUAGCCGGACUGUUUCUCAAGAUGCUCCAGUACUUCGCAGAAAGCGCAUCUCCGAUGGGGAGCCUAGUGGAGACACACUACUGUCAUCAAAAAUUGAACGACCUGGACUCUCAAGAUCUUCUUUCAGGUCCAGAACAGGAAGACCUCAGAGCCUUAUUCUGUUUAGCCCUCCAUUUCCAAUUAUGGACCAUCCUUUAACUCCUGACUCAAGAAUUCUGUUGUCACCAAUAAAAAGCCCAAGUGAGACCACUUCACACGACUCAUCUUUUGAAAACCAGAAAACUCCUGAUGGGGUCAUUCUCAGGAAUAAACUGACAAUCCCAAAAAAUGGUCAAAGACUAGAGACAUCUACAAGUUGUUUCUAUCAACCACAGCGAAGGUCUGUUAUUCUUGACAGCCGAGGUGGAAGACAGUUUGAAUAGUAACCACAGAGGACUCUUAUCUUUAAUUCCUAACUUGUAUUAUUGCUCUUAAAAUAAUGAUGGUAAAUAUUUUAUAUGAUAUAGUGAAGAGAUCACCAUAUUUUGUUUCUGAGAACACUUUGCUACUGAUAUUUUAUAAAUGUUUCAUUGUAUUUUGUUUAGAGGUCAAUAUAUAACGUGGCACGGUUUAGAACACAAAAAUUACUAAAUGUCAAUUAGUACUAAUUUAAGAAGCUACUGUUAAGUAGUAUAAUCUAAAGAGUUUAUAUUGACCCAAGAUGAUGGCUGUAGAGACAUAUUUGGCUGCGGUGCAGUUAAAGUAUGUAGAGGGCAAAAAAGGGUGCAAGUCUCAAAUUAUGUCCAUGCAUGCACCAGCAUUCAUAUAUCUAUAUGCAGAGCAAAUUUGUUUGGGGUAAUAACUAUUAUGUUAUUUUAGCAUAUCUGACCCUGUUCAGCUGGUUUGAAGUGAAGGAUUUAAAGAAAAAAGAAAUACAUAGCACUUUCCACAGUGGGCUAAAUAUAUACUUUGUUUUGCUAUAUUGCAAACACUUUUCAAAAUAAAUAUUGACUUUCUUAAAAAAAAAAAACAAUAUAUCAACAUAAAAGAAGGCUUUUUGUAUUUUUUUUAUUUUGUUUUUGCCAUAUAUAAUGUAUACUGUAAUUUAGCAUAAAGAUAUUACAUAUUUAAUUAAAAUAAUGUAAAGAUGUAUCAGUUACUGCUAAUAUUUUGCUCUCUAUUUAACCCUGUCUUUAAUUAUUAUUUUUUCUUUUUUUUCUUCAUGGAAGUAGAUCUCUGUAUAAGGUAUACAGAUUAAAUUUGUAAAUGUGCGGAUGUUUGAGCAAGUAUGGUCUAUGAGAAUAAUGUUAAGUCUGAAAUGCGUUGGGGUAAAGCAUUGGCAUUAUUUCUUUGUGUUUAUUUUUUUUACGUAUUAUAGAAAUGUGUGACUGUAUUAUAUGUACACAGAUAAAAAGAGAUUCUCAUAAUAUUUCUAUUUUGUUUAACUAAGUGUGAAAUAUCUAUGCUGUGUUCCAGAAAUGUAUGUUGUACAAUAAUAUAAAUAUGAAAAAUAUAAAUAAAUAUAUAUGAGAAUAUUAACUGGGAAGCUGACCCUUUGAACUGGACAGUAUAGGAAACAGAAGAGGCGCCAAUAUUCUUCUAAAUGUAUCACUUUGGUAAAACAAAACAAAACUGGAAAAUAUAAACCUCUAAAAUUAAGCAUUGAAGUAUCAGUAGGGCAGAAAUAGUGGGGAGCAGUGAGCAUAUUGCAGAUAUUGGAGUAAAUCUUCAGUAUCAGCAUAAUUUACUGUCCCCUGGCCGUGAAGGGUUAAAAAAUUCAGAAGAUAUCCAAUCAAGCCACUGAUGUCUUUUGUUUUUUUUACAUAGUUCAUUGGUUAUUGUUGCUUUGGUAUCACAUUGCUAUUUCUAUUGUUUUAUCAGUUUAUUUCAUGAUCUCAAGAAUAAAAACAAGUUUUUAUAAAAAUGUA
Bombina bombina (fire-bellied toad) is the source of this 6406-nucleotide messenger RNA. RefSeq names its product Rho GTPase activating protein 31 (gene ARHGAP31). Gene Ontology annotation, biological process: small GTPase-mediated signal transduction. Bases 542 to 4921 code for a protein of 1459 amino acids. The transcript has 12 exons. NCBI's taxonomy places the organism in Eukaryota, Metazoa, Chordata, Amphibia, Anura, Bombinatoridae. The record is from RefSeq and is a predicted model, not a curated record. Gene Ontology annotation, molecular function: GTPase activator activity.